UUUUGUCGAUGUGUUAAUCAUAUGUGUAUAAAACAUGACGAAUCUGUUGAAUUCAAUAUCGCAGAAGAUGCUACACACUGAAACGCUAGGAUUUCGUAUGUUCAUAGAUAAUAUGCAAUGGAUGAAACAGCAGACACGUUGUAAGAAGUAUUUGCCGUUUUAUAUAGAAACACGCAAACGUGCUGCUCACAAAAGAACUAAGAAGAUAAUAGUUUCUAAUAAAUCGGAUCACGAUGAGUCCACGGACAAUGUAGACACGGAAAAGUUAAAAUUUGUAACGCAGCUUGCAACACCUUCACAGGCUUUAGAGGUGCUAAGAAGUUUCAAAUGCGCUGAAACGAUAUCAUCUAAACAGCUGAAGCAGCAUACAUUCAACCUAUGGACAAAGGUAGAUGUUAAGAGAGUAGCAUUGCGUGGUAUGACUAUGCUGCCACAUCCGGUUGGUCCUAAGCCGAAAGUAGUUGCCAUAUGCGAAGAUGACGAAGCAAGGCUGGCAAUUGAGUGUGGAGCUGCCUACGCAGGUCUAGACAACAUCCUUGAACGAAUAGCAGGUGGCUGGACUAAUUUUGAUACGUGCGUUACUACAACUGUACAUAUGCCGAAAUUGGUUAAAGUUGCUCGUAUACUAGGACCGAAAAAACUAAUGCCUAAUAUGAAAGAGGGUACUCUGGCAUCCAAUCUGCUCGAUGCAGUUAGACGAAUGAGCAGCGCUAACUCCGUACAGUUUAGGGCGUUACCCAUAAAUGUAGAAACAUUUCAAAUACUUAAAUAUCUAGCUGGAAACAAGAAAUUUGAUUAUGAAGUUGACCAAAUUGGUGUCAUUGAGGUGCCAAUUGCAGAAGGUGAUGCGUCACCUAAGGUAGUUAUAGAGAACUCAAAGCAUUUCAUUAAUGAAGUGAUUAGGCAAAGGCCUAAUAUCGCAACCAAAACUAACUCAUCGGAUUUCCAAUGGCCUCCACCUAGAAGAUCUGCUAACGCCAUUCUGGAAUCAUUUGUAGGUUUUGGAACAGAAUCGCAAGCAGAUGACGAUUUCAUCGUCGGUGCCGCCCUUGGUAUGUCUAUAGAUGGUACAGCCCUGCUAGAACCGAUAUUAAUAGACCCUAUACAUUUACGUUGAACAUAUAGCGGCAACGAUGUAUUACU
This is a messenger RNA of Babesia bovis T2Bo, 1143 nucleotides long. Its product is annotated as Ribosomal protein L1p/L10e family protein. The coding region runs from base 35 to 1117 and encodes 360 amino acids. NCBI's taxonomy places the organism in Eukaryota, Apicomplexa, Aconoidasida, Piroplasmida, Babesiidae. The transcript has a single exon. The record is from RefSeq and is a predicted model, not a curated record.